GCCGACGGGGAGGAUCGCUGCGCACCGCCCUUUAAGACGGGUCCGAGGCUCGGUCGUUGAUGAAAAAAACAAAACAACAACCAAAAAAGUCGUGGCGGCGGUGCUGGUUCCGAGACGCGGGGGGAAACCGUCUUAUUUCGACGUACGGUUCCAUCCAGCUGGUUUGGAGGACAACAACAAACCGGCCGACCCCAAAACAAUGCGAAAGCGGCCCUCCUCGAUCUCAACCAGGAGCUGAUUUUAUAAUCUCCAUCUCAGUGGUGCAAAAUGGAUGCUGCAUGGAGCAAUUUCCUCUUCCAGGUAGGCUUGAAUGCUCCCACCCAAAACCAAGUGGAGGGGGGCCUCCAAUCGGAGCUCAUGUCGGUCCACACGAGCUCUCCCCAAACCCCACCCACCGAGCACAUAGCUCAGCCUCCCUCCACCGUGGACACCACCGCGCUCAAAGAGGAGCCCAUGCCCAUCGAGGUCCAUGGAGCUGAUCCACACCCUGCUGCCACUUCAUUAGUGAAGCCCAUGUCCCGGCCAGGCCGCGUGCCGCACAUCUGCGCCAUCUGCAACAAGCAGUUCAAGAACAACUACAACCUUCGGCGGCACCAAUCGGUCCACACAGGGCGGCCGGCCAAUCAGAACCCCACGCCGGUGAGGAAGAACCACGCGUGCGAGACGUGCGGCAAAGCCUUCCGCGACGUUUACCACCUCAACCGCCACCGCCUGUCCCACUCGGACGAGAAGCCCUUCUCCUGUCCCAUCUGCCAGCAGCGCUUCAAGAGGAAGGACCGCAUGAGUCACCACGUGCGCUCGCACCAGGGCGGCGUGGAGAAGCCUUACAUCUGCCCCCACUGCAGCAAAGCCUUCUCCAGACCUGACCAUCUCAACAGUCAUGUGCGACAGGUGCACUCCUCAGAGCGGCCCUUCAAAUGCCCGACGUGCGAGUCCAGCUUUGCCACCAAGGACCGCUUACGCGCGCACAUGAUUCGGCACGAGGAAAAGGUCCCGUGCCACAUCUGCGGCAAGCUCCUGUCGGCCGCUUACAUCACGGAUCACAUGAGGGUGCACAACCAGUCGCAGCACCACGUCUGCCAUCUGUGCAACCGCAGCUUCACCACGCUGACCUACCUGCGCGUCCACGCUCAAAAGCACCACGGCCAGGAAUGGAAGGACAGCCCCGGAGGGUUCGGCGGAGCGGGGUCCGGCGGCGUGCUGGUCUGCCAGCUAUGCGGCGUCCACUGCAAGACGCCCACCCAGCUCCAGGGCCACAUGGGCACCCACAGCAGCAGCCAGAGCGCCCAGAGCCCCGCCACCUCCAACGUGGCCACCAGCAGCUCCAUUUCCCUCAGCAACAUGGUGACGGCGCCCACCGUCUACGUCACGGGCGGCACGGUGGUGGACCUGCUGGUCACGGACUGCUCCAGCAUUGCGGCGCCGCAGUCGCAGAGUUAGCGACGGCGGCAAUUACUUCAAGUCCUUGAAAUCAAAAGAGGGCAAGGUAAGAGAAGUGAUGCGCCCACGCUAAUCCGUUUACAGUAAUCGGUCAAAGUUGGAGCAUCAGAAACACGUUGCAUUUCGACGCACUUGCAUUUCAGACGAGCUUGGAUGUCUAAUAAUAAGUUUAAGCAGUGGCAGGUUGUUUGAAAUAAAAAAAUAGUUACACGGGCCAGCAUCUUUGAUCCUCGCAUCCAGCUCGACUGAUGACAACUUUGCUCUCCUGCGCGUCCGUCGCUGUAAUUACAAGAACUUCUCCUCUCUCGCCCUCACCUUUAGCGUUGGCUGCUCUGUUUAACUCACACCAGCGCAGAUCUUACCUCUUUUUUUUUUUUUCUUUAGAUUUUUGUUUCAGCUCACUGACUCAAAAUAUUUAGCGCUUGUGUUAAGAAUGAGAAUUGGCACACUGAGGAAAAAAAAAAUAAAACCUAGAAGGGAAGUUGUGUGUUUGUGUGGACGAGGCAGGGCUUCUUUAGCAUGUUAGCUUGUUUGUUCAGAGUUUUAACAACAAAUCUUUAUACUAAAGUGGUUACAUUAGUUUAGUAAUUAGCGGUAUGGCAUUGUAGGCGGUAUACUUCUCGGUACAGAGUACAGAGGGCGCCAUAGAGCAACGCGCAGGCCCUUUCGCACUGCACUUAGGAGUAACUGGAAACGGCAUGCAGAAAAUGGAGGGGAAAAAAUAUUUUUGCUACUUCCUGGUGUGUUGCUUUGGGCAAGUUUGCAGAACGCCGCGGCAACCAAGUGCAGUUUUCUAAGCGCCUACAGUGAAACCUCCAAAGGUUGAUCCAACCUGACGUGGGAUGAGUUGUGAUGUUCAAUGAAAAACGAGAUGCGGUUCCUGUGAGGAAAUUAUGUUUGGACUCGUAUUUCGAAAACGACUUUGGAGGUCUCACUGUCGUCGUUUGGUUUGUGAGGAUGAUAAUGGGGUUUCUUGCGCUUAAGUCUUCCUCUCCGGGUCGCGCCAAGAAAAAACAAAACAGAAAAAAAGAUGACUUUGAAUCAACACUUCAGCUUUUGAUACUGCGACUCUUGCACCUGUAAGAAAAGAAAAAAGAAAAACUUUUGCAUGAAAGCAAUCUGAAUCGGCUUAACGGCGCAAAAUGAACUUUGAGUGCUUUCACUAAGGUUGUAAACAAUAAUAUUUACAUGUUGAUUUUGUUUUAAAAAAUGAACCUUGUUGGCCAUCUGUUUGAUUGUAACUGUUAUUGCCAUAGUCUUUUUUUUUUUCUUCUUCCUGUUGUUAUUUUGUCUACCUGCCAAUCCAACGAGUAAAUGUUAGCCAUUAGAUUUAGUGUGUAUAGCACCUAACAUAAACUUGUAUCAUUUGACGUGAAUCUCGCCGGUGUCGCGGAGAAAGGGCUUUAAGUCAAGUCAAGAAGCGCCACAGCAAGUUGACAAACAACAAUUUCUGCUUUUGUACUUUUUCAGUUAUGAGUGAAUGUUCCCGUUGAUUGCUUUUGCGUUGUGUUUAAACUGUGUUCUUCCUUCCUAUUGAGGAAAGUUGUCAUGUACUAAACAAUAAUUUUACAUUUACACUAAGAGAAAAAAAAAUACCUCUAGAAAUCUGUACGGCUCUUGUGAUAAAUCUUAAUGCCUUAUCAUACUCAACUGCAUUUUAUGAUGAUCAGAUUAUAGUCAUGGGAUUCAUUAAGAAUAUUAAUGGGAUGUAUUUAUAUUUAUAUUUUUAUAUUUCUCAACGGUAUGCAUGUCCAAAAGGUUAGUGCAAAAACAGAGGGGGGAGAAAAGAUGCUUAUUAAAGUCAUACAAUUUCGGUUAUUUUGUAGAUGAGGUAGAGAUCAAGUUCUUGUUUUGUAAUUUGGACAAUUUCAAGUAAAAUGGGUAAACAUG
Messenger RNA from Syngnathus typhle (broad-nosed pipefish), 3330 nucleotides. It is a transcript of the gene mazb, whose product is annotated as MYC-associated zinc finger protein b (purine-binding transcription factor). Bases 268 to 1440 code for a protein of 390 amino acids. Gene Ontology annotation, molecular function: RNA polymerase II cis-regulatory region sequence-specific DNA binding; DNA-binding transcription activator activity, RNA polymerase II-specific. Gene Ontology annotation, cellular component: nucleus. The transcript has 8 exons. Gene Ontology annotation, biological process: regulation of transcription by RNA polymerase II. Lineage: Eukaryota; Metazoa; Chordata; Actinopteri; Syngnathiformes; Syngnathidae. The record is from RefSeq and is a predicted model, not a curated record.